Molecule: messenger RNA, 1343 nt
Organism: Silurus meridionalis
Lineage: Eukaryota; Metazoa; Chordata; Actinopteri; Siluriformes; Siluridae
Product: vasoactive intestinal peptide
Exons: 6
Coding region: 256-717 (153 amino acids)
Biological process (GO): adenylate cyclase-activating G protein-coupled receptor signaling pathway; regulation of sensory perception of pain; regulation of protein localization
Cellular component (GO): perikaryon; extracellular region; neuron projection
Molecular function (GO): neuropeptide hormone activity; peptide hormone receptor binding
Source: RefSeq, a predicted model, not a curated record
UCUGGUGGGACUUCUCUGAUGACGUAGUAGCCCAGAUCUGAUGUGAUUGUGUUCCUCAUCUCAUGAACAACAUUUCAGACAUAUAAAACGAGGCGAGGUGGGUGAGGCCGUUCAGAGAGACACACACCAAUCGUGGAGAAAAGACGCCAGGAGUCCUUUACAGCAAACUUCUUUGAGAUAGCAAGUCACCUGGUUCAGCACCACGGUCAGCGCUCCACACAGGGGUCAGCCGCUCAUCCAGACCAACCUGAGCACAUGUUUAAGGCGAUGUUACAUAGGAGCGCCACUCAGCUGCUGCUCCUCGUAGCUCUCUGCGGCGUCUUCUACACGCGGACUCUCAGCCUGCCGCUCGCCACUACACGAGCCACUCGACACGCUGACGGUCUGUUCACCAGCGGCUACAGCAAACUGCUGGGCCAACUAUCAGCCAGACGCUACCUGGAGUCUCUGAUUGGCAAACGUGUCAGUGAUGAUCUGGUGGAAGGACCGAUGCCAGUGAAGCGUCACUCUGAUGCCAUAUUCACUGAUAAUUACAGCCGCUUCCGCAAGCAAAUGGCUGUGAAAAAGUACCUGAACUCUGUCUUAACAGGAAAGCGCAGCCUAGAAGAUCCUGCCAGUGAGCAGGAGGAGUCCACUGGAGGAGAAACCUCCUACAAGGAGAGCUAUGAUGAUCUAACUGUCGACGAGCUUCUAAAUAAUAUACCAAUGCCACUCUGAAGGCCCCUCGAUAACACAUGAUUAUCAGUGACUGUAACAGACAUUCCAUAUACAGAACAUAGUAAAGGACAGCAGCAUUUUCAUUAAAAAAAAAUCAUCAAAUGUGUUUAUCGAUAAAGUAAAGGUUUACACUGUAUAUAAAAAUUACACUUUAGAAGACGUUAAGCUAAAGAGGUGUGUGUGUGUGUGUGUGUGUGUGUGUGUGUGUGUGUGUGUGUGUGUGAGUGUGUGUAGUAGGUUUUGGCUCAAAAACAGACAAAGCCCUUCUACAUUCCUGUAUCAAGUAAAUUCAUUAAUAAAUGCAUUAAAAGAAGUCAUGCCUGAUAAAAUCGGAGAACAAGAUCUUAGACCCCAAGACCACAAGCUAAGAACGAACUAGAUCAUAAUUGUAUAAGUCUGGAGUAAUUAUGUGACCUGGUCUGAUCUCCAUGAAUUUUGUAAAUCAGAAUAAUUUUAUAAGACUCUGUUUCUGUUGCUUCUCUGACAGUUGUCAAGUAAAGGGUAUUUAAGAGGCCGGGUGGGAUCGGGGUAUUGGAGAAUCUUUAUUUUUGCCAUUCAAUGAUAAUAAAACUUUGAAGAGCCAUUCAAAUAUCAUAUGAGUGUAUUUUCAGUCAUGUAUUUUUUGA